Brenthis ino (lesser marbled fritillary) is the source of this 936-nucleotide messenger RNA. The record is from the annotation of a GenBank genome assembly. Lineage: Eukaryota; Metazoa; Arthropoda; Insecta; Lepidoptera; Nymphalidae.
AUGAAAAGAUCCAGACCAGAAGUGAAGAAAGCCAGACUGAAACGGAAAGAAUCUCGUACAGAUGUGCAGUUUCACCUCGCAGCGUUGAGAGGAGACUGCGAAAGGCUGAAGCAGCUUUUAGACACUGGAAAAGUUCACAUUGAUUCUAGAGACCGGGAUGGCACCACGCCGCUGAUCUUGUCAGCCGCGAUGGGACACACGGAGUGCGUCAGAGAAUUGCUCUCUCAGGGGGCAGACCCCGCCUGCUGUCGGACGACGGGGACGAGUGCGUUAUUCUUCGCAGCACAAGGCGGCUUCUUAGACAUCGCACGACUCUUGCUCGACGUCGGCGCCGCCAUCGACGCGCCCAGCGUGGACGGCGGCACGCCGCUGUUCGUGGCGUGCCAGUGCGGCCACCUGCCCGUCGUGGAGGAGCUCAUACACCGCGGCGCCAACGUUAACUCUUGUAUGAAGGACGGCGCGACGCCGCUGUUCAUCGCGGCGCAGAACGGGCACGCGGCGGCGUGCGCGGCGCUGCUGCGCGCCGGCGCCGCGCCCGACGCGCCGCGCGCCGACCGCGCCACGCCGCUGUGGAUCGCGGCGCAGUGCGGCCACGCCGCCGUCGCGCGCGCGCUGCUCGCCGCCGGCGCACACGUCGACGCCGUCAGACAGGACGGCGCGACGCCGCUGUUCAAGGCGGCGCACAAGGGGCACGCCGGCGUGGUGGCGGCGCUGCUCGAGCACCGCCCCGACCUCGGCCUGCUGCCCAACGGCCAGACGGCGCUGCACGGCGCGGCCAUGUUCGGCCAGCUGGGCUGCGUGCGGCUGCUGGCGCGCGCGGCGGGCGGCGCCGGCGCGGCGCGCGACGCGGCCGGCGCCACGCCGCUGCAGGCCGCCGCCGCCGCCGGUCACAGACACGUGGUCGCCUACCUGCGCGCGCUCGAGCGCGACCGCUCC